Eimeria necatrix is the source of this 2157-nucleotide messenger RNA. RefSeq lists its product as hypothetical. The transcript has a single exon. The record is from RefSeq and is a predicted model, not a curated record. Bases 1 to 2157 code for a protein of 718 amino acids. NCBI's taxonomy places the organism in Eukaryota, Apicomplexa, Conoidasida, Eucoccidiorida, Eimeriidae. Gene Ontology annotation, biological process: microtubule-based process. Gene Ontology annotation, cellular component: cytoplasm; nucleus.
AUGACGGCAGAAGAGGGGCAGUGGCAAGUGGUGUCUCGUCGGGGGAGACCCCGAGAAGGCAGGGGGGCCCCCGGGGGGCCCCCAAGCGGCAGCAAACUGUACCCUGGGGGGCCCCCCGGGGCCGAAUUUGCUGCCGUUUUCACCCGCUAUGAGGGCCCGGGGGCCCCCGUGACCGCCCUGGGGGCCCCCUGCUGCGCUGCUGCGGGGGCCCCCGAAGCAGCAGAAGCAGCAGCACUUGCUGCAGCAGUUCGCAGCUUAAAGCCUCAGCUGGAGGCCUCAGACUUUUGGCAAGAGACCAAGUCCAAACUCAAACAGGCUGUGCUGCUCGAGCUGCACGCCAUGUACCCUCAGGGGGCCCCUUGGGGGGCCCCCCAGGGGCCCCCCCACGAGGGGCCCCCCCAGGGGGCCCCCCUAGAGGUCCCCCCUGGGGGCCCCCAGGGGGCCCCCGAGGCAGCUGCCCCUGAGGGCCCCCCCAGGGGCCCCCCAGAAGGCCUCAGGCCCGAGGCCCCCCCUGGGGGCCCCCCUGAGAGCCCCCCUGGGGGCCCCCCCGGGGGCCCCCCUGAGAGCCCCCCUGGGGGCCCCCCCGGGGGCCCCCCUGGGGGCCCCCCCGGGGGCCCCCCUGGGGGCCCCCCUGGGGGCCCCGAAGCGCCGUGGGGGCCCCCGUGUUCGUUUGACUUUAAGUGGGGAGGGGUGGAGUUUGGGUUGGUUUGUUUGGGGCUGGGAAGCCCCAGCAGCAGCAGCAGCAGCGACGCGCGCAGCAGCAAACUGCAGCUGGCUUUGGCGCUGCUGCUGCAGCAGCUGCUGCAGGUGCCUGGGGCCCGGACUUUCGUGGAGGACCCUGUGAUGACAGCAGCAGACAAGCUGGCGGUGCAGCAGCUGUUUGCUGCUGCAGCAGCAGCAGACGCGCAGCCAGCAGCAGCAGCGCAGCAGCAGCAGCAGCAGCAGCAGCAGCAGCAGCAGCAGCGGGGGCUGCUGGUGGUCUAUUUGCUGCCGCACUGCGACGCAGACCUCUACGGGGAUCUUCUCAACUCAGAGCUGCGGCUGAGUCCUUUUUGCUGCCGCUGUUUUGCUGCAGCACGAAGGCCCCAAAAGCCGCUCAGCAGCAGCAGCAGCAGCUGCUGCUGCUGCUGCAGCAGCAGCAGCGACCCCCUCGGCAGCGACAGCAGCAGCAGCAGCAGCAGCAGCACAGACCUGUGCUGCACACCUUCACACUCUUCUACUUCUAAUAAUAGCAGGCUUAAACCUGGGGGCCCCCUUGAGUCUGGGGGCCCCCCUCACUCCGGGGGCCCCCCUCACUCUGGGGGGCCCCCUGCUGACUCUGGGGGCCCCCCUAACUCUGGGGGCCCCCCUAACUCUGGGGGCCCCCCUGCUGGCUCUGGGGGCCCCCCUGCUGACUCUGGGGGCCCCCCUAACUCUGGGGGCCCCCCUGUUGGGUCUGGGGGCCCCCCUGUUGGGUCUGGGGGCCCCCCUGUUGGGUCUGGGGGCCCCCCUAACUCUGGGGGCCCCCCUGUUGGGUCUGGGGGCCCCCCUGUUGGGUCUGGGGGCCCCCGCGGGUUUGUGCUGCUGGGGAACAGUUUGUCUCUUUACGAAAUGCGGCGAAGUCUUUUUGGGGACUUCCGACUUGUUAAAAAGAACAAAGAAGCAGCAGCAGCAAACGCGCAAGCAGCAGCAGCAGCAGCAGCAGCAGCAGCAGCAGCAGCAGCAGCGGGAGGCGGCUUAGAAGCAGCAGCGCGUGGGGCGGGGACGCUCUCAGCAGCAGCGGGCGAAGGGGCGCUCAGCAGCAGCGGCUGCUGCUGCGCAGCAGCUCCUGCUGCUGCUGCUGCUGCUGCUGCUGCUGCUGCAGGGCCGUGUGCAUGCGAGUGGGUGGAGCCUUCGCGGGGGGCCCUGCUGCUGCUGCUGCUGCUGCCCUUUGUGUGGGAGCAGCAGCUAGAGGCCCCUUUUGCUGCUCAUCCUGCAGCAUUUAAUGACUUGGCCAUUUGCCGGCUGAGGGCCCCCCAGACGGAGGCGGAGAGGCGGGCCCUGUGGCGGCAGCAGCUGCAGCAGCAGCAGCAGCAGCAGCAGCACGGCAGCAGCAGCAGCGCAGCAGCAGCGCAGCAGCAGCCGCGCAGCAGCAGCAGACACAGGAAGCGCAAAGGGUGGCGGAAACGCUCCCAGUAG